CUCGGCUUCGAUACAGCUCCUCCCCUAUGUGGUGGCUCCCGCGACCAGCUCCUUGAACGUGAACAGUUUAGCUGAAGAGCGCUUUUCUAAAUACCCCAACAAUCUCACCGACUUCGGGAGGAGUUGGUCCUCGGUUGGAUAAGGUUUUCCUGCUCCGUGUGUUGGACCAAAAUCUCUAACUAUACCAGCAAUGGAUACUUGGCUUGGCUUCUGCCCAGGCUUGCACUUAAGUCUGUGUACCUGGUUUCUGAUCUCCGCUCAUACCCAGCUAAAUGCCAAGGCGGAGAUAACUUGCGCAUCGUGCCAGUCGCCGGUCCAGCUACACCUGAAGGAAUUACAGCUGGAUAUCGGUACGCACGCGGCUGAUGGUACUAGGCAGGCGGCCAGAGCUCUGGAACAGGUCCGGCUGGAGCGCCAGCUACUCGGAGUUACUGACCAAAAUACUGGAGUACCAAGCGACACCCAACAGGCAGGUGUUCUUGUGAAUGAGCCGAGAUUCAAUGACGAUGGAAUUACCCCAAAAGUCGCUCUGGAAGAUUUAACUGGGUCUAGUGAAAACGAAGAAAGGUACCGUGGGGAAUAUAAUAUUGGGGUGAAUGAUUUGGGUAAAGUCAAGGAUGGUGCUGAGGAUGUUGCGUUACGGAGAGCGAAGCGAAGCGGUCCCGAAACUCCCGAGUUUAGGGAGAGCCUUAUGACCGGUGGCCCCGGUUUAGAAGGAGAGACAUCGGAUGAGAGAAGGAGUCCUGGUCCGUUACUGGACGGACACAGACUGGGCCGAUCUGAAUUCAAGUGGAACAGGGACGAGGGUCGAGGGACUUCCAGAGGAGAUGAUCCCAAACUAAGCAGCACUACUUUCGCCUUGACCGGAGACUCAGCGCAUAACCACGCAGUGGUUUACUGGUCGGGGCAAAACAGCAGCGUGAUCUUGAUUCUGACCAAACUCUACGACUUUCACCUGGGGAGUGUUACAGAGAGCACCUUGUGGAGAUCAACAGACUAUGGAUCCACCUAUGAGAGGAUGAAUGACAAAGUGGGAUCUAAGACUGUGCUGAGUUACCUGUAUGUCUGUCCAUCCAACAAGAGAAAGAUAAUGGUGCUGACAGACCCUGAGUUUGAGAGCAGUGUGCUCAUCAGCUCGGAUGAAGGAGCGAGCUAUCAGAAAUACCGCCUCAGCUUCUACAUUCUAAGCCUUCUGUUUCAUCCAACACAGGAGGACUGGGCUCUAGCCUACAGCCACGACCAGAAGUUGUACGCAUCACUGGACUUUGGGAGAAAAUGGCAGCUGGUUCAUGAGCAUGUGAACAGGUUCUACUGGUCUGUAACGGGUCUAGACAAGGAGUCAGAUCUGGUUCACAUGGAGGCACACACCCCCAAUGGACGUAUACAGUAUGUAACAUGCCGGGCUCUAACGUGCUCAGAGCCCAACAGAAACUACCCCUUCCCUGGAUACAUCGACAUCAGCUCACUGGUGGUCCAAGAUGACUAUAUGUUUAUUCAGGUUACUACAGCAGGACAGGCCAGCUACUAUGUGUCCUACCAGAGGGAUCCAUUCCUCAAAAUCAAACUGCCCAAAUAUUCUCUGCCUAAGGACCUCCACAUCGUCAGCACAGACGAGCACCAGGUCUUCGCGGCAGUGCAGGAGUGGAACCAGAACGACACUUACAACCUGUACCUCUCCGAUACCCAGGGCAUCCUCUUCACCCUGGCCAUGGAGAACGUCAAGACCACCCGCGGCCUGGGGGGAAACCAGAUGCUGGACCUGUAUGAGGUAGCAGGUAUCAAAGGCAUGCUGAUCGCAAACAGGAGGCUAGACAACCAGGUGAAGACCUACAUCACCUACAACAAGGGCCGUGAUUGGAGGUUACUGCAGGCCCCGGCGACAGACCUGGCUGGCAACGACAUCCACUGUAUACUGCCCUUCUGUUCGCUCCAUCUCCAACUGCAGACGUCUGAAAACCCCUACCUGUCAGGCAGCAUAUCAACCAAGGCCUCAGCACCGGGAAUCAUAGUGGCCACAGGGAAUAUUGGGUCUGAGCUGUCGUACAAUAACGUUGGAAUGUUCAUCUCAUCUGAUGCUGGUAACAACUGGAGACAUAUAUUCGAGGAGGAACACAAUGUCUGGUUUCUGGAUAAAGGAGGGGCCCUUGUCGCUGUGAAACAACCAACCGUCCCCACUAGGCAUUUACAAAUCAGUUUUGAUGAAGGGCGUCAGUGGACCAGACACAGCUUCUCCUUGGUGCCUCUGUUCGUGGACGGGAUGCUGGUGGAGGCAGGGACAGAGAACCAGAUCAUGACGUUUUUUGGACAUUUCAGCCAUAGGUCUGAGUGGCAGCUUAUCAAGAUAGACUACAAGUCCAUCUUCAACAGGAAAUGUACAGAAGGAGACUAUCAGACGUGGCACCUUCACAACAAGGGCGAGCCGUGUGUGAUGGGCCAGAAACAGAUCUAUAUGAAACGCAGACCAGGAAACUAUUGCAUGCUGGGAAAAGACUACGCCAAAGUCCUCUCUGCUGAAUCGUGUAUCUGUCGGGCCCACGACUUUGAAUGUGAUUAUGGUUAUGAACGGCGUAGAGAAGGGAACUGUCUACCAGCGUUCUGGUUCAACCCAGCUGUUGUAUCAAGGAGCUGCAGCCAAGGACAGAAGUACCUCAACAGCACAGGGUACCGAAAAGUGGUGUCCAACAACUGCGUCAAGGGAGUCAAGGACAUGUACACACCCAGGAAGCAGAUGUGUCCCAACAGGGCUCCAAAAGGCCUUUCUCUCUCCACCAGAGAGGGCAAGCUUACUGCUGACCUGCACACCAACGUCACCUUCCUGGUGCAUCUGGAUGAGGGGGACUCAAUGAGAACCAACAUCCAACUGGAUUUCGGAGAUGGCACGGCAGUCUCCUACUCCAACCUGAGCUGGAUCGAAGAGGGUAUCAGACACGUUUACAAGACGGCUGGGAUAUUCCGUGUCUCGGCCUUGGCGGAAAACACCCUGGGAUUUGAUUCCACCACCUUGUACCUCCAUGUUACGUGUCCUGUGGAACAUGUCCAGUUGCUGGCUCCAUUUGUGGCCAUCAAGAACAAGGAAGUAAACCUAACAGCAGUGGUGUGGCCCAUCCACUCAAGGACCGUCACCUACUUCUGGUGGCUGGGGAACAACACUGAGCCGGUGAUCAGCUUAGACGGGAGCAUCUCGUACACCUUCACCAGUGAGGGAAUGAACACUGUUACGGUCCAAGUGUCUUCAGCCAACGCCAUACAGCAAGACACUAAGACGAUAGCAGUCCAAGAUUUCUUCAAAUCUCUGCUUUUAUCUUUCUCCCCUAAUCUGGACGAGUACAACCCUGAUGUCCCCGAGUGGAGACAGGAUGUGGGGAGAGUCAUUAAGAAGGCUCUGCUCCAAGUGUCAGACUUUCCAGAGGAUCAGCUGUUGGUUGCAGUGUUUCCAGGUGUGCCAACGGCCGCUGAGCUCUUCCUGUUACCACACAAGAACCAAUCAGAGGGCAGGAAAAAGAGCGAGGAGGAGCUAGAGCAGAUCUCCGAGAUACUUGCUAGUGCUCUGAACCAGAAUCUGGUGGAGUUUGAGCUAAAGCCAGGAGCAAGAGUAAUUGUUUACAUCACACAGCUAACUUUGGCACCCUUGGUGGAUUCCAUGCCGAGACACAGCAGUUCAGCCAUGCUGAUGCUCCUAUCAGUAGUAUUCCUGGGUUUAGCAGUGUUUCUCAUCUACAAAUUCAAGAGAAAAAUCCCCUGGAUUAACAUAUACGCGGAGGUGAACCAGGAGAAAGAGCAGGAGAUGAUCGGUUCGGUCAGCCAGAGCGACAGCACGCCUAAGAUCACCCUCAGUGAGUUCUCUACGGCCAAAGAAGUAAUGGAGAAGGAGAUGGACGCCAGGGUUAAACGGCGAAUUGGACAUGCCUGCGAGAGCACAAGGGAGAUUCCUAACUGUACUAGCGUGUAAAGCCAGGGAAGGAAUGCAACACAUGUGUACAGACAAAGUAUUGCCAUUUUGAGGGUUCUCUCUUUUUUGUUUUCUUUUGUAAAUUCUCAAACACAACACCAAUGUUAAUAGUUUUCUAAGGGCCUGAUUUAUACUGAUGUGCAUGGGUGUCUUGCUUGAUAGCAUCUAUGCGGCGAAUCUGAAAUCCACUCAACGAGACAAGUUUCAAUUACAAGUAUGAGCAUCUUAGGCCUACUGUUACGCAAUUUGGAUUAACAAGAAACGUUACAUUUUCAGUCCGUAAUUGUCUUAUUUCAUGGACUUUUUUCAAAGCCUUUAUCAAACCUAUGAAGAGAGUUAUGUAGAUUUCUUAAUGUUUUACUUUUCAUGAGGUAUAAGAGUUUUUGUCUGUUUGGGCCAUCAUGUCUGGGUCUCCGAUCUAACAGGGAAUAUUUUUGAAAAUGUACCAUAUUAUCUUUAGAUUUCAGUUAUCACUCUGUAUAUACUAUAUGUAUGUUUACUUUUCACACGCUUGUAGUAAAAGUACAAUGCCAAACACAGGAGAUCUAGUCAUGGCCUGUCAUCAGUUCUUAAAAGUGUGUUAAAAAGCAAGAUGUUACUUAUAGGAAGAGAUCAACUUUUUUUUAAUGAUGUCCUUGACUUGUGCAUGUUAUUAUUAAGGACGAGAUGUAUGUGUUGUAGAUAAGCAAGUUUUGUAAAUAGUUAUUUUCUAUUCAUUAAAAGAGCUCAGUCACUUUUACAUACAGUAUAUAUACAGACUUACAUAUUCUUCAUUUGGUUGAUUUAUGGCAUACAAUGUAUCUGACUUGUACAAAGGGUUUAACUGUUAAAGAUGGGCAUCAUUUUCUAAAUAUCAAACCAGGUUAACACAACGCCACCCCUGCUUGAAAUGAAGUAAAACACAUAAUUGGUGGUAAUUUUUCACCUGCAUCUCAAGGUUAAACUCUUUGUAACAGACGACACUAGCCAUAAACAUCAUGGGAUUAUUUCUAAUGUUUUCCCUUUGAAUGUAACGAGAAAAGUGGAAUCAACCAUUUAUGAUCCGUGGAUAUAAAUUGUGUCUGAUUCAUCAAGAUGAUCCCACAUUGUUGUCGAUGUCAAAUUGUUAUUACUGAUGAGUAUAUUGUUCAAGGCCCAUCAGCGUGUCAAGGACAAGUAUCUUGGGGGUAUUUUGCAGUUUGAUAGUUUAUCAAGUCCUUUGCUGGCAUCUAUUCAUAGAGUGUCCUGUCUCUGUAAAGCAUAUCAACUCAUAGAGUGUCCUGUCUCUGUAAAGCAUAUCAACUCAUAGAGUUUCCUGUCUCUGUAAAGCAUAUCAACUCAUAGAGUGUCCUGUCUCUGUAAAGCAUAUCAACUCAUAGAGUGUCCUGUCUCUGUAAAGCAUAUCAACUCUCAGAGUUUCAUGAUAAUCUCCUCAAACAUUAUCUCUCAAACAAUAUCUCCAUACAAGAAGGGAACAAAACAACUUUGUGUUGACUUUCCACUCAUCUGAUAAGGUGUCUGGAGUAAAAACUACACGAUACAAUGAUUUUAAACCACCAUCCCAUCCAUAUGAGUCUUAGCAAAUUAUCCCACUAUCAACACAUUUCAUCAGCUUCAUUUAGAAGUUAUAAACUUACUGUUGAGUCAAGUUCUACCACUUAAAUUCCCUAGCGUGGUGAAAUACACACAAUAGUAUAAAUGCUAGCUAGUAGCUAGUUUCCCCCACCACACUGCUGUGCAAUGCAGUCCUCCGAAAGCUGUCAUCAGCAAGAGCAGGAGCAGGAGCUUCAGUCAGCCAGCAGCUUGAAGGCACGGACAGGUCCCUGGCAGCAGGUGUAGCCAGUCUGGCGGUAAGCGGAGAUGAGUGGAUGAUUAAGCAGCGAAUUCACCAUGCCGAGCUAUCCCACAAUGCCAUGCCUGGAGUUAGCACAUGACGACACACAGAGGCAGGAAUGGCGGGAAUGUUUAGAGAAUGUUGCAGAAGGAAAGUGUUUCCCAUGAUCGUGUACAUAAGUGUGUUCAGUUGUAAAGGAAAGGGGUGGAGCUUCUGUGUCUGUAGUCCCUUGUUACAUUGUAACAAGAGUGGUGCUACAUUCUAAUAGGAUGGUUAUAGCAGCGACAAUCUAACGUUGUUAUGAUGCAUGAAACUCCAUCCACAGAGGCAUUCUUCCUGACAGGACAUAACAAAGCAACACUUUGUUUUGUUGAACGAUAAUUGCAUCAUCCUCACUCAUCUGACUGUCUCUAUUUUGUUUGUUGUUGACAACUCACUUUGAUGUUCUCAAUGUCACGCCGGCUUUGUUCAAAUACUUAUUAAAAGAAAACGGGAAUA
Messenger RNA from Oncorhynchus nerka (sockeye salmon), 6260 nucleotides. RefSeq names its product VPS10 domain-containing receptor SorCS3-like. Bases 191 to 3949 code for a protein of 1252 amino acids. Gene Ontology annotation, cellular component: membrane. The transcript has 27 exons. Gene Ontology annotation, molecular function: protein binding. The record is from RefSeq and is a predicted model, not a curated record. NCBI's taxonomy places the organism in Eukaryota, Metazoa, Chordata, Actinopteri, Salmoniformes, Salmonidae.